This is a messenger RNA of Gallus gallus (chicken), 3047 nucleotides long. It is a transcript of the gene GPR22, whose product is annotated as G protein-coupled receptor 22. Gene Ontology annotation, molecular function: G protein-coupled receptor activity; peptide binding. Gene Ontology annotation, cellular component: membrane. NCBI's taxonomy places the organism in Eukaryota, Metazoa, Chordata, Aves, Galliformes, Phasianidae. Bases 1467 to 2768 code for a protein of 433 amino acids. The record is from RefSeq and is a predicted model, not a curated record. Gene Ontology annotation, biological process: G protein-coupled receptor signaling pathway. The transcript has 3 exons.
GCAGUGAAGGGAAGCGACAAGGUAGGCUGUCAUUCUGCAAAAGCUGCCCAUCGCAAGCUCGCCUCUCCGAAGCGCUGCUCUGCUUUUUUAGAAAGCCUGAAUCUCAGUGGUGUCUCUGGAGACAAGAAGCCUUCAGUAUGUUAAAUUACUUUCAUUAUGUAUUUUCAAAUGCUUAUUGAUUCUACAGUAGGAAGAGUGGGAGACUGCAGCAGCCUCUAAACCAGAACUAAAGCAGUUGUAUACAUUAGCAGUAUGCUGAAACAAUGGCACACUACAGGCACAAAUUCUCAUUAAGGUCAUUUUUCGAGGAUGUGCUUUUCACCCUCUUUCCCUUCUUCUCUGCUAACAAGUGAACAAAAUGAAUCCCUCCAACCUGGAACUGCUUCACCUGCACCGAGAAUUUAUCAAACCUGUAGCGGAGGGCAUGCAGGAUCUAAUUCAGUUUUACAACUGACAGUAUGAAGAGCGCAGUUGGCGGGGUACCCUUCUAGCUGUAUGACCUACAAGCAGCAGGACUCACCACUACCGUGCAUUCUUAAGGCAUAAAGGAAUUAGAAACAAAACAUGGAGCACGCUUGUAUUACCAUUUACAUGUCAAGAAUAUACGUGGAAGACUGACGCAUCUGCUCAGAUUUCUUUAGAAGAAGAAUACGAGUGAUUCUUAAAAUGGUGAGCAUUUCUUAAAGAGGGAUUUAUAAUUUAAAACCAGAACUGUGGAAACUACCGAUGCAUGAAGAAACAAUGAAACAUGAAUUCCCGAAAGGAGAAUAUGCAUUAUUCACCAGCAAGCUGCACAAGGGUUUAACCACGCCUUUUCUAUACUGCUCAUUAAAUAUCUUAUUUGUCAUAAUGACUAAUGGAUAUUUUUCUCUCAAUUUUAUGAUCUGUUAUGUAUUCUCCUUAAACGAAUAUAAACCAAAUUAGGUAACUCAUGGUUACUGUCAAAGCACACGAACUGGAUUUUAUGAUGUACAGCAACUUCUUCAACUAAGCCAUCGCUCAAAAGUAAUGAGCAGGAGUAUUACAGAAAGAAAUGCGCAACUGUAACUAAAGGAUGUCUACGUACACUCUGAACACAGAAGGCAGAUACUCUUCCUUUUUCUUUUUUAAACCUGGAAAAUAAAAGCAGGCUGCUACAAAAUGCAAGAGGGGAAAGAAAUUAACAUCACCUAAAAGAAGGUUUGUCGCUGCUGGCCUGGAACUCGGCACAGACGAAGUAUCUCAAGCAACUGAGCAGUCCCCAUGUUUAAUCAAAAUUUUCUACUGCUGAAGUGCUGGAGCAAAAAGAGGAAAAAAAAAUCUGCAAGGAAUGAAGUAAGAGCCCAGCUAGUACUUGGUUUCCAGGUGACAGUGCAUGUCAAAUAUCUGUCGGUGACACCAUGUAUCAAUUUAUGACAAGCUGUUACGAGGAGCUGAAAGACCCUUGAGGCGCAGGAAGCAGGAGAAAAAGCAACUGCAACAAAAGAAUGUGUUUCUCCCCCAUUCUGGAAGGCAACAUGCAGUUUGAAUCUAACUUCACAGUUCGAGAUGCCAUUGAUGACAUCGACACCAACAUGUACCGACCACUGUCAUAUGCAUUAAGCUUUCAAGUGUCUCUCACUGGAUUUUUGAUGUUAGAAAUUGUUUUGGGACUUGGCAGCAACCUCACCGUGCUGGUACUUUACUGUAUGAAAUCCAACUUAAUCAAUUCUGUCAGUAACAUAAUUACAAUGAACCUUCACGUACUUGAUGUAAUAAUUUGUGUGGGAUGUAUUCCUCUUACUAUAGUUAUCCUUCUGCUUUCACUGGAGAGUAACACUGCUCUGAUCUGCUGCUUCCACGAGGCUUGUGUCUCUUUUGCAAGCGUUUCGACCGCAAUCAAUGUCUUUGCUAUCACUCUGGACCGAUACGACAUCUCUGUCAAGCCUGCCAACCGAAUUCUGACCAUGGGAAGGGCUGUGAUACUAAUGACAUCAAUAUGGAUCAUUUCGCUUUUUGCCUUCCUGAUUCCUUUCAUUGAAGUCAAUUUCUUCAGUCUUCAAAGCGCAAGUACUUGGGAGAACAAAACGCUGCUGUGUGUCAGCGCAAACGAGUACCACACCGAGCUAGGGAUGUACUACCACCUCCUCGUCCAGAUCCCAAUCUUCUUCUUCACCGUGGUAGUGAUGCUAAUCACGUACACCAAAAUACUCCAGGCUCUUAAUAUCCGAAUCGGCACAAGAUUUACAACGGGACAAAAGAAGAAAGCUCGAAAGAAAAAAACUAUUUCUCUCACCACGCAGCACGAGACCACGGACAUGUCGCAGAGCAGCGCAGGAAGAAACGUGGUCUUUGGCGUAAGGACUUCCGUGUCUGUGAUCAUUGCCCUGCGCCGAGCCGUGAAGCGGCACCGGGAGCGACGAGAGCGGCAGAAGAGAGUCUUCAGAAUGUCCCUCCUGAUCAUUUCCACCUUCCUGCUCUGCUGGACACCCAUCUCCGUUCUAAACACCACAAUCUUGUGUUUGGGCCCAAGUGACCUUUUGGUAAAGUUGCGCUUAUGUUUUCUAGUCAUGGCAUACGGAACAACUAUUUUUCACCCUCUACUUUAUGCAUUCACGAGGCAAAAAUUUCAGAAAGUUCUGAAAAGUAAGAUGAAGAAACGAGUUGUUUCAAUCGUGGAAGCAGAUCCCAUGCCAAAUAACGCUGUCAUACACAACUCAUGGAUAGAGCCUAAACGGAACAAAAAGAUCACCUUCGAAGACAACGAAGUAAGGCAGAAAUGUUUAGUACCUCAGGUUGUCACUGACUAGACUUCAGUAUUCACCAAAACACAUCAAGAGGAACAUCUGAACAAACUGUAGAGAAAUACUGCCAAAUAAGAAAAACAUUUUUUAACUAUUGGCUAGACUGUACAUUUUCCAAUAUCUGUGUUAAAUAGAGUAGGUCUCGUAUAUUCGAUUUCUUCAUGAUGUAAGAUAUCUGUUGCAUGGCUGUUUGUUAGCGUAACACCAUGUGUAUAUUUGUCAGAAAUAUUCAAGUCCUCUUUUUUAGGAAAUAAAUAGCCUUAAAGAAGUGCAAACUUUUGAAAA